Molecule: messenger RNA, 1713 nt
Organism: Mangifera indica (mango)
Lineage: Eukaryota; Viridiplantae; Streptophyta; Magnoliopsida; Sapindales; Anacardiaceae
Product: probable protein phosphatase 2C 63
Exons: 4
Coding region: 234-1370 (378 amino acids)
Biological process (GO): protein dephosphorylation
Molecular function (GO): protein serine/threonine phosphatase activity; cation binding
Source: RefSeq, a predicted model, not a curated record
CGCACAUAAUAAUAAACAGAGCGAAAACAGCUCACCUUCUUCCUCGUCACGCCGCGUCUCCUCUUUAUAAAGACUUCCCUCUAACCUCUCUCUGUAUAUGCUUCAAAAUUUCAAAUCCAACUACUCUUUUCUCAGUUUUCCUUUUUCAUAACCAAAAUUCAACACACAGAACAAAUUCUGUACCCUUUAAGAACCAGGCGCGAAAACAGAAACACUGUCCUACGGGGAGGUUGAUGAUGUUGCGGUGGUGUUGCAGGUGUUUAGGGAAGCGUGGUAGUGAUGGUUUGUUGUGGCACUCGGACUUGAAGCCGCACGCGUCUGGUGAUUAUUCGAUCGCGGUGGUUCAGGCGAACUCUAAUCUGGAAGACCAAAGCCAAGUGUUCACAUCUCCUUCUGCCACUUAUGUUGGUGUUUAUGAUGGACACGGUGGUCCUGAGGCUUCUAGAUUUGUUAAUAGGCAUCUUUUUCCUUUUUUACAUAAAUUUGCUAUGGAACAAGGAGGAUUGUCUGCAGAAGUGAUAAAGAAGGCAUUUCUUGCUACUGAAGAGGAAUUUUUGCGUUUAGUUAAGCGUGCAUUGCCCGUAAGGCCACAAAUUGCUUCAGUUGGAUCAUGUUGUCUACUUGGAGCAAUUUCAAAUGAUGUAUUGUAUGUGGCGAAUCUUGGUGAUUCUAGAGCAGUUCUUGGUCAGAGAGUUCCAGUGGAUAGCAAACACAUAGUGGCGGCUGAACGGUUGUCAACUGAUCAUAAUGUUGCAGUUGAGGAGGUAAGAAAGGAAGUUGAGGCACUUCACCCUGAUGAUUCACAUAUUGUGGUUCAUAGUCGUGGAGUUUGGAGGAUAAAGGGCAUAAUUCAGGUUUCCAGAUCUAUUGGUGACGUCUACUUGAAGAAACCUGAGUUUUACAGAGACCCAAUUUUUCAGCAAUUUGGAUACCCCAUCCCUCUGAAAAGACCCGCAAUGACAGCUGAACCCUCAGUUCUUAGUAGAAAGCUUAGGCCUCAAGACUUAUUUCUGAUCUUUGCAUCAGAUGGCCUUUGGGACCAGUUAAGUGAUCAAGCGGCAGUGGAGAUUGUUUUCAAAAACCCAAGAAAUGGAAUUGCUAAGAGAUUAGCUAGAGCUGCCCUUCAAGCGGCUGCAAAGAAGAAAGAAAUGAGAUACAAAGACAUAAAGGAGAUCGAAAAGGGAAUACGGCGACAUUUUCAUGACGAUAUCACUGUGGUUGUAGUGUAUCUUGAUCAUCACAAAAACUCGUUAGGUCGGAGCAGAUUUAAGCAGAGUGAUAUUGGCUGCAUCAGUGCACCUGUUGACAUCUACUCCCUAAAUGCAGAUGAAACCGAAGAGGAUCUGCUGAAAACCCGGCUACCUGAAUAAAUGAACUUGUCUAAGAGUGAAGUGCUAACAUUUAGACUAAGUUUAUCAGUAGUAAUUUGAUUAGUAUACAUGGAGGGUAUACAGAUGGUGAACAGUUUGUGUAGAUAUUGUCACUGUUGAUUGCUCGAUCAAGAUGAUAUAGAGAUGGAGAAACAAGCUGUAAUAGAUUUUUCCAAGUGAAGAUCUAGUCCCCAUUGCCCCUUGUUUAGUUGUUUUAUUUGUUUAAUUAUCGAUUUUGUCUUGUACAAAAUUGAUAAUACCAAAUUCCAAAAAUCCUACAAACAAGUUUUAUAAUCCUUUCAUUGAGAUGAGAAUUUAAAUGGAACCGAGUCUUAAUCAGAGU